AUGUGUUUUCGGCUGCUACCUCGUUCACUACAAAUUUUAACUAUAUUGCUGACUGAUUGGAGCAUUCAAAAAAUUUGUGACACUAUGGGUGCUAAAAAACACAUGGCAGUAAUGUCCAAAUCAUUAAAAGAAAAUAAAGGUGUUCUUGCAGCGCCAGAUCAAAAAAAAGGACGUCCCUUAUCAGACAAUAUCAAAUCUAAAGUAAUUGAAUUCUAUAAAAAUGAUGACGUGAGCUUAAACGUAACCGUUUAA
Cotesia congregata is the source of this 252-nucleotide messenger RNA. Lineage: Eukaryota; Metazoa; Arthropoda; Insecta; Hymenoptera; Braconidae. The record is from the annotation of a GenBank genome assembly.